AAGACCCACUUUCGGAGUCCACACCCCAUGUGAUUGUGGAGUCCACACGGCUUCCAUUAGACCUCUCACUCCUCGUAUCUUGAGUUCAGUUUUUCAGCUCUACUAGAUAAAAGUAACCAAUUUCUCUUGGCUAAUUGCGCUCAUAUUCAUCGGUAAUUCUCUUGUUCUAAUAAUCCUAAUUCCUUUCUUCCAUGGCAUUUUUGAUUGACCCCCUUGUCUCUCAACUCUUCGAGGGGUUGCUUCAUGUAUUGCGAUCUGAUGAGGUGCGGGGAUUUGCCAGGCAACUUGUUGGAGGGGUAGAUUCAGAGCUAGAAGCUCUCGAAAAAAAGUUGAGAAUGAUUAAAAAUCUGCUCGACCGUGCAGAAGACAUACAACUGACGGAUGGGCCCUUAAAAGAGUGGCUUGACGAUCUUCAACACUGGGCUUAUGAUGCAGAAGACGUGCUGGAUGAGUUUUCCUAUGAAGCUUUGCGACGGAGACUCAAGGUAGAACAGCAGGCAAGCUCUAGCAACGGAUCGAGGUUCCUCUGUGCUAAUUUUCCUGGCCCCUUGUUCAAUGUUAAAAUUGGCUCCAAGAUUAAAGAGAUCAAUAAUCGGUUGGAACAACUCCACCAGCAAAGAUUAUUGAUGAAAGACCUUCCUGUAGGAACACCAAGUAAUGUCACACCGCAAAGACCAGAGGAAACUUCAAGCGUGCCACCUGAAAAAUUUGUCCAUGGCAGAGAUGAAGAUAAAGCCAAACUAGUUGAGAUGGUGAAAAGCGAUCCACCUUGUGGUAACAACUUUCGAGUGAUAGCCAUAGUCGGCAUGGGAGGGAUCGGCAAGACUACAAUUGCUCGAGAGGUGUACAAUCACAAGGAACCGGAAGGCUUCGAAUUAAAGAAAAACGCUUGGAUCUGUGUUUCUACCAAUUUCGAUAUUUUAACGAUCUCAAAGAGUCUCCUUCAGUCAUUAAAAGACUCCACGUCCUCCAUUCCUAGUGAUUUAAAUGGAGUGCAAGUUGAACUGCAAAAGGCAGUAAGUGGGAAAAAAUUCUUGAUAGUAUUAGAUGAUGUUUGGAAGGUGAAAUACAACGACUGGGAAAAGCUAACGUCUCCUUUCAAAACUGGUGCACGCGGAAGCACGAUGAUCGUCACAACACGCGAUGAAAAUGUUGCAAAAACAAUAAGAUGCUCGGAUACUUAUCAUUUACCAUGUUUAUCCAAUGAAGCUUGUAAAUCCUUGUUUCAGGAGCAUGCACUUCCAACUGGUACAGCUGCUUAUACAGACCAAAUUACAGAGACAAUUUAUGAGAAGGUCCUUAAAAGGUGUAGUGGCCUGCCUUUGGCAGCAAAGACCCUUGGUGGUCUUCUACACUCUAAGUCGAUUGAUACUUGGGAAGAAAUACUGGACAGCAAAAUAUGGAAUUCUUCUAAAGAAAAUGAUGCUCUCCCAGUAUUAAAGUUAAGUUAUCUUUAUCUCCCUCCUCAUUUAAAAAGAUGUUUUGCUUACUGCACAAUUUUUCCAGAAGACUAUGAGUUCAAGGAGGAGGAACUUGUACUUUUGUGGAUGGCAGAAGGUAUCGUUCGACCAACUGAUGGGCAACUGGAUGAGACAAGUCAGUAUUUUCGUGAUUUAUAUUCAAGGUCACUUUUUCAAAAGUCAAGUAAUUAUGAUUCUACAUAUGUAAUGCAUGACCUUCUUCAUAAUCUAGCUGAAUCUGUUUCUAAAGAAUUCAAUUUAAGCUCCGAGCAAGUCAUUAUCAAGCUAUCGGAAUGUAGUGAAAGGAUUCGUCAUUUUUCUUAUAUUCCUUAUAGAAUAGAGGGAGAAGACAGAUUCAGAGGCUUGGAAAAACUUAGGAGUCUAAGAACAUUCUUGCCGCUGUUCAUGAGCUCUUCCUAUUACGGUGAACAAUUUAUAAGUGCUAAGGUUAUUUUUGACUUGUUGCCACAAUUAAAGAAGUUGAGAGUAUUGUCCUUUGAACGGUACUGCAUCACUCAUUUACCUGAUUCAAUUGGAGAUUUGAUGCAUCUAAGGUAUCUAAACUUUUCUUACACCAGGAUUAACUGUUUGCCUGAAUCAACAUGCUCUUUACUGAAUUUGCAAACUUUGUUAUUAAAAGAAUGUUCUUGUCUCAUGAAGUUACCUUCUAACUUGAGAGAUUUGACCAAUCUAUAUCAUCUUGAUAUAAGUGGUCAGAAUUCAUUGAAAGAAAUGCCAUCCGGAAUGAAGGAAUUGAAAAAUCUCCGAAUGUUAUCUGAUUUUAUAGUGGGCAAAGAAUCGAGUUCUAAUUUAGAAGAUUUGAAGAGCUUAAAUUUUCUUAAAGGUGAGCUUUGCAUUUCAAACUUAGAGAAUGCAAAGCAAACAUGUGGGUUUAUAUUAAACAACAAAAGAGAUUUAAAAGUGUUGUCAUUAGAGUGGGGGUCUCAAUUUGAUAUCCCACAAAAUGAGGGAGAAGAAAAAGAUGUUCUUGAGAUGUUGAAACCUUAUAGCCAUCUAGAAGAACUAACAAUUAGAUCCUAUGGUGGUUUAGAAUUUUCAUCUUGGUUAAGCACUUCAUCAUCACUCUCUAAAUUGAUGGUCCUCAACUUAGAAGAUUGUGAAAAUUGCACAAGCUUGCCUUCUCAAAGCCUAUUGAGCUCCCUUAAAGUGUUAAAAAUCAUAAACAUGCCAAAACUUGAAAGAAUAGACAUGCAAAGUCCUUUCAAUUCAUUGGAGAUUCUUUGUUUUCAGGAUUUGCAAAAAUGUCAAUAUUGGGACACAAAAGGGGAAAAUGAGAAGGUUGAGAGAUUUCCUAAACUUCGUGAGCUUUCAAUUAUUGAAUGUCCUGAACUUACUGUGGAAUUGCAUGAUCAUCUUCCUUUACUGGAAGAACUUGUGAUUAAUGUGUGUGCAAAGUUGAUGGUUUCAUUCUCAAGUUUUCCAAAGUGCACCGUGUUCAAAAUUGAUGAGUGUAAGAAAGUGGUGCCUACUAGUAGUUCUAUUGAUGAGAUAAUGUCCUUUAAGUCUGAAUCUCUUCCAAAUAUUGCAGAUUCAAAGUAUGAAAAUUGGUUGAGUCAAAAUUUCAAUUGUGUUGAGAAGACAAUAAAAUGGAGUCAUAGCCUCACCUCUGUUAAAAGCUUAAGUAUAACAAAUUGUAGUAUUUCAUUUCUAAACACCAUCUUUCUUCCUAAAUUGAGUGAUCUUAAGAUUUCCGAUUGUGAGGCUCUAAAAUCUUUACUGAAAAGAUUGAAGCAAAACAACAUAGAAAGGUUGGCAAUUAGCUACUGUCAUUCUUUAUUAUUCAUUGCUAGAAACACUCUGCCUCGGUCACUAAAACAGCUGGAGAUAUCAGAGUGUAAGAAAUUACAUCAUUUGGAAGGUAUCAGUUCUACUCUUCUUGAAUCCUUACAGAUUUAUAGUUGCGAAUCUCUCACGCAUCUAUCAUCACAAAGAUUGUUGUCUAACACACUCAAAACCCUAGUCAUUCAAAGUUGUAUAAAUCUGACAACAUUAUCACCAAGAAGCAGGGGCGUAUAUAAAAAACUUGAAGUCCUCGCUAUUUGGAAUUGUCCAAGGCUGAGGUCAAUAGAAGAGGCAUUUCACAGUACAUCGUGUCUUAAAAGGAUGUUUUUAAAUGGUCUUCAAAAUCUUGAUUUGUUCGGCAUACAGAAUCUUACUAGUCUUCAAAAUUUGUACAUAAGAAAUAGUUCGAUGUCGUUGCCAAUUGAAGGUAUUUCAACUAGCCUAACCUCUCUCGAGAUAAUUGGAAAUGUUGAAAUGAGUAAGACACUAAUUAGAUGGGGAUUGCACAAACUCACCUCUCUUAAAACACUUCAGAUAAGUGGAUUUGAAGAUCCGGAGUUGAUUAUAUCAGAGGACCAACAAAUGCCCCGUUCUCUUGAAGAUUUGACCAUCUCUACUUUGACACCAUUCAGAUCUAUUUUAGACUUGGGCACACUCUCCUCUCUUAAGAGUUUGCGCAUUUGGAAUUCAAAUCUCAACUCAAUUCCAAACCUAGGAAGCCUUGUAUCACUUAAAAGCUUCAGUAUUAAGGAGUGCCCAGAGAUCAAAUCAAUUCCAGAUUUUGGAAGCCACUACACCCUUGAAGACUUGCGUGUUUUUCGAUGCCCAGAGCUCGUUUCAGUUGCAUGCCUGAGAAAUCUUACUUCUCUUCAAACCUUGUGGAUUUCCGAUUGCCCAGAGCUCAAAUCAGUUUCAUGCCUGAGAAAUCUUACUUCUCUUCAAACCUUGUGGAUUUUAGAUUGCCCAAAGCUCAAAUCCCUCAGAAGCCCGCCACCCUUACUUCUGGAAUUAAGAAUUUGCGGAUGUCCAUUGAUAAUAAAACAUUGGAGGAGAGGUAAAGGGAAGUAUUGCUCAAAGAUUGCUCACAUCCCUAGAGUUAGAAUCGACGGAGAAGUUCUCUUCAAUUCAAAGGAGUAAGAAUUGAGUUGAAUUAAUUGCAAUCAAAGCAUGAAGUCAGAUAAUCAUCUCUGUUUCAUUCAAUUCAAGAUGAUCAUCAUCACAUCAAGGAGACAACCACAGUGGGCAGCAGGAAGCAAGUGAAGCGUUGAUUGAAUUCAAAGUUGGAGGAAUAGUCUAUUAGGAUACUAAAUGUUCGCUCAUGUUUUUACCUUAAAAGGAUUUUUCAGCUUUUCUUGGUGCACAAAAAGGUAAUUGAAGAAAGUUCUCAAUUCAAAUUCCAAUAUUUGCAAUUAUUGAAACAUAUAUCUGCUAAAUUUUCCUUCCAACUUCAUGUAAGCAAAUUUGGUAAAUAUCCCUCAUUUGCUUAGCUAUAUAUAUAUAUAUAUAUAUAGAGAGAGAGAGAGAGAGAGAGAGUUUUUGAUUUGAAAUUUUGCAUCAAUCUUUAUUUUCUCUUACGUAAAUAAUAUAAUACACGUCCAUAGCACCUUGGUUUUAAAAAAUCCCUUUUUUAAAUUCCUUUAAAGUAAAAAAGUAAUUGAGAUGGAGAAACAAUUGGAGGCAGAAGUUCGCUCAUGGACAUAAAAAGGAUGAUCGAUCCACUUCGUCGUUGGGGUGAAUUGAAAGUGAUUAUGGUUCAAAAAUUCCAAAAUUUCAGAGAGGGCUUCCUGGAUAUGUAAUAAAUCUUAUUGUCACUCCAUUGCACCAGAAGCGUAUUGUGGUGAUAGCAGGAAUUUAAAGGCCGAAAAAUUGUGGCAACAGAGCAGCAAAUGUCCGCUAUAUAUUGUUGAAAUCAUAUACAAGCAAUUAUUUGAGUUCUUCAUGAUUUAAAUGUACAACUGGUCUCUUACUGAAAUUUGAGUUUGUUAGAUUGUUCAUAUCGUGAGAUACAACCCUAUGGUUGGUACUUGAAGGAAGUUCAAGACCAACAAAUGAAAGAAUUUCAACUUAAAGUUCAAGCGGAGUUUGAACAACCUGAACAAGAUACUCUAUGUAUUUCAGAUAUGGGUAUUAACAACUGAAAGUAAGUGACUUUAAAAAGUAAUUCAGUAAAAGGUAAGUCUUUGCAUUAUGUGUUUGAUUUCAACUUUGUAAUUGACAAUUGAAUUUUAGCUUAGUGAUUUGAUUUGAGCCGGACAUGGUCCCAUGGAUGUAGGCUAAGAUAUAUCUUAGCUGAACCAUGUAAAAAUCCUUGUGUCUUCUUUACUUUCUGCACUUAAUUUGUGUUUUGAUGA
Mangifera indica (mango) is the source of this 5614-nucleotide messenger RNA. Its product is annotated as putative disease resistance RPP13-like protein 1. The record is from RefSeq and is a predicted model, not a curated record. Bases 192 to 4400 code for a protein of 1402 amino acids. NCBI's taxonomy places the organism in Eukaryota, Viridiplantae, Streptophyta, Magnoliopsida, Sapindales, Anacardiaceae. Gene Ontology annotation, molecular function: ADP binding. Gene Ontology annotation, biological process: defense response to other organism. The transcript is spliced from 6 exons.